Aspergillus brunneoviolaceus CBS 621.78 is the source of this 1887-nucleotide messenger RNA. RefSeq names its product DUF1593-domain-containing protein. The record is from RefSeq and is a predicted model, not a curated record. Gene Ontology annotation, molecular function: hydrolase activity, hydrolyzing N-glycosyl compounds. Bases 267 to 1766 code for a protein of 499 amino acids. The transcript has 2 exons. Lineage: Eukaryota; Fungi; Ascomycota; Eurotiomycetes; Eurotiales; Aspergillaceae.
GCCGAAAACUCGCCUCCGUCGGUCGGCUCGGCUGCGGCUUGGCUCAAUCCGGCAAGGCGGUGGAUACCCCAGGCUCAGUGUCCCUAUACAACGGGCAAUAACAUCAUCAGUUCGACUCAUCGCCAUCUGUCCUUCUCAACUGCCAAGAACUUGUUCUCUGCCGUCCCCGCAACUCCCAUAUAAACCGGCCUGGCUCCCACCUUCUCACUGGGACUUUUGAUCGCUGCUUCUUCUCCAAAGUCACAUCUCUUGAAUACGUUGCAAUCAUGAGACGACUCUCUCUGCUGCUGCUUGGUUGUCUGAAUGCCCUUGUGGCAGACGCCACUACGGCCGUUAACCGCUCCUCGCUUCUGACCUAUGCGUCCAAGCCCCGCGUCUUCGUUCUCUCGGACAUCUCCAAUGAGCCCGAUGACACAGAAUCCUUUGUGCGAUUCCUGCUCUACAGCAAUCAGUUCCAGAUCGAAGGCAUGACGGCCGUCACUUCCACCUGGCUGAAAGACAGUGUGUAUCCCGAGCAGAUUUCGGCAGUGGUCGAUGCAUAUGCCGAGGUGGUGGACAACCUGAACCAGCACACUUCACCGUCCUCCCCAUACCCCUCAGCGGAGUACCUCCACAGUGUUGUCAAGUCCGGCCCAGCUGUUUACGGAAUGCAAGGCGUUGGUCCCGGCCAAAACCUCAGUUCCGGCGCAGAGCUGCUGCUGAACCGACUCCGCCAACCGGUCGAUGAACCCCUGUGGGUCCUCGGGUGGGGCGGGGUGAACGUGCUUGCCGAGACCCUGUACUACAUCCAGCACAACUUCAACGCGACCGAGGCGGCCCGUCUCCGCGGCCAGCUGCGCGUCUACACCAUCUCCGACCAGGACGACAGCGGUCUGUGGAUCCGGGAGCAAUUCCCUGACAUCUUCUACAUCGCCUCCAUGCACGGCUGGAACCAGUACGGCCUGGCCGCCUGGGCCGCCAUCUCCGGCGAGGAAUACUACAAUUUCGACGUCGGUGGCCCGGACUUCACCAAGGUGUCCGCCGCCUGGCUGAAGAAGAACAUCCAGAUCGGGACCUACGGCAAGGAGUACCCGGACUACAAGUUCAUCAUGGAGGGGGACACCCCGACGUUCUUGUAUCUCAUCCAGAACGGUCUGGGCGUGCGCGAGCAGCCCGACUACGGGUCCUGGGGCGGCCGCUACUCCCUGGUGGAUCUCUCGCAGCAGGUGAAGUACCGGCAGUACAGCGACGCCGCCGACCGGGUCAUCGGCCAGAACAACCGGACCUACACCUCCAACCACGCGGCUAUCUGGCGGUGGAGAGACGCGUAUCAGAAUGACUUUGCCGCCCGCAUGCAGUGGGCCCUCCCCGCCAACGAGAGCAAGGCCAACCACCACCCCGUGGUCAUGGUCAACGAGCAUGCCGACCUCACCCCGCUGGUCAUCGCCUCGACGCCCAAUGCGACCGUGACGCUGGAUGCGUCCGGGACUUACGAUCCCGACCGUGACAGCCUCUCGUUCCGGUGGUUCCAGUACAAGGAGCCCGGCUCGACGGAUUGGAACGUGGACAACCAGAUCCCGACGUUGAACUUCACAGUUUCUGGGAACGGACAGCGCGCACAGGUCACGAUUCCCGGCGCGGAUGUGGUUUGCGACGGCAAGAGCUCCAACGCCUCCGGCUGCUGGACCCUCCACCUCGUCUUGGAGGUCACCGACCACGGCGCGAUCCCGCUGACGACCUACAAGCGCGUGCUGUUCGAGACGACGAACACCACUCGGUCGGAGUGACUAGUGCAGGAUACAACGGUGUGGGAAAAAUGGGAGGUCCACGAUUGGGUGGAGUAUGACAUCGAUUUGGAGGACUAUUGGGUCGGUGAGGACUGGGAGGAACCGAUCUUGGGCCGCGAUU